CUUGGAGAAGCGUGUCUUAUGAUGCAGUUGCUUGACCAUUAGAGUUGCAGUGUGACCUAUUUGGGGACAGGUCUUCAAAGCUUCACAAUCUUUGCAGUCGGCAAGGCUGGAAACAAGUUGAGCGGCGAAUACGGUCAACAUGAUAUAUGUACUAGCUAUGUAUGGUUUUCAAGUUGGCUGUAAAUGUUGUAAGACGCGACGCGACGGUAACUGCAAUUCGCGCUUACGUCAUGCCAUCGCGUCAAGCUUGCAAUUGAAAUUCACCUCCCAGAUCCUCAAUCCAAAAUGUCGAUUCUUAGAUUCAGAACGUCCAGGCCAGCGUUGCCGCAGGUCGCGAUUGCGGCAGUGACAAGAGCAUGUAUCCUCGCAUCUUCUGUAUUCAAUAAACUCGUCAAGAACGAGACAUUGACCAAAGAUGACAAGAGUCCUGUAACUGUGGCUGAUUAUUCUGCUCAGGCAGUAAUCAAUACGAUAUUGAGUCGCACCUACAAUGAUGACCUGAUAGUGGGAGAAGAGGAUGCUGGUGAUCUGCGAGCAACUUCCGCUUCUCCGUUACGGAACCGAAUUGUGGAUCUUGCUAAUGAGGCUCUGACGGCGGAGCUGCGACCAGGCGAACGAGCAGACUGGGGUGUUGGACCCGGUUCUGCUCUUACUGCCGACCAACUUUUGAGUGCAAUUGACCGAGGAAAUUAUGCUGGCGGUCGAACUGGAAGGAUGUGGACAUUGGACCCUAUUGACGGCACAAAAGGCUUCCUACGAGGCGAGCAAUAUGCAGUUUGCCUUGCUUUAAUCAUCAAUGCACGCGUCGAACUCGGUGUCAUCGGGUGUCCAAACCUUCCUGUCUCAGCAGCUGACCCCUCCGGUCCUCGUGGAUGUAUAUUCGUCGCCGUACGCGGCCAGGGGGCAGCCCAAGUUCCACUCACUGACCCGUUCACCUCCACACCGACGCCAAUCUCGAUACCUACAUUCACUCAAGAAAAUUUGAACCUGCUCGAAUCAGUCGAGAAGGCUCAUGCGAAACUGUCGUUCAAUGAGCGUGUCGCUCAGAUACUGGGUAUCACGAGACCGCCGACUCGAAUGGAUAGUCAGGCGAAAUAUUGUUCAUUAGCAAGGGGGGAUGGGGCUGUCUAUCUUCGUAUGCCGACGGGCGUCGGGUACAAGGAGAAGAUUUGGGACCAUGCUCCUGGGUCGCUCUUAGUUGAAGAAGCCGGCGGAAUCGUGUCAGACUCUCGUGGGGAACCUCUGGACUUUGGUUUAGGUCGGACAUUGGGAGAGAACUUUGGUGUGAUCGCAGCAGGCAAGGACAUUCAUUCCAAAGUCCUGGAUGCAGUCAAACGCGUGAAAGAAGAGGAAGCAAAAGGCCAGUCGAUGUUCAAGUGAUACCCAGGAGAGGGGAAGCCGAUCUAUUGACGCAGUUUGUCGCUUGUGACAUUGCACAACAUGAGCUUCGGCGGUACAUCGUCUGUAGACACUGUUUGUAGCGACAUCCAGCCUAUUGGCAUGACUCAACUUGUAACAGUUCUGGGGCUUGAUUUGUUCAGGCAGAGAUGUAUCAUUUCGUAGAACCUUACAACUGAAGUGUAUGACGGAUGGAAUGGAAAUAUCGAUGUGAGCAAAAGACAUGUAGCUUGAAGGCAGCUGUUAAUGUCAUUGUCUGGCGUCGUAACCGCAUCCAAACCAUGUUUCAAAAUUAGCAGAGUUCAAACUUU
This is a messenger RNA of Somion occarium, 1709 nucleotides long. Lineage: Eukaryota; Fungi; Basidiomycota; Agaricomycetes; Polyporales; Cerrenaceae. The record is from the annotation of a GenBank genome assembly.